This is a messenger RNA of Laetiporus sulphureus 93-53, 2599 nucleotides long. RefSeq names its product OPT oligopeptide transporter. The coding region runs from base 84 to 2378 and encodes 764 amino acids. The record is from RefSeq and is a predicted model, not a curated record. The transcript has 15 exons. Gene Ontology annotation, molecular function: oligopeptide transmembrane transporter activity. Gene Ontology annotation, biological process: transmembrane transport. NCBI's taxonomy places the organism in Eukaryota, Fungi, Basidiomycota, Agaricomycetes, Polyporales, Laetiporaceae.
GGCCUCCAUGCUUAUCUCAAGACCGUAAAUACUCGCUCAUCUCCAUCGGGAGUCUCGCUCUUUGCAGCGUCCCUACCACCUCCAUGUCCGUCUUCGAUCCUGAGGACAAGCAUGUCAGCGACGACAGCUCGCUUGAGCGAAAGUUGAGCUCGGAGAAGGAGUACCUUUCUGUUCCUUACCCCGAAUUUGAUGACCCAAAUUUUGACCGAGACUCAGUGGACCUUGAGGAUGAUUCGCCAUAUCCCGAGGUUCGGUCUGCAGUCGCAAACACCGACGACCCUGACAUGCCCGUGUGCACGUUUCGUGCAUGGGUCAUUGGUGUCGUAUGGUCCAUCAUCAUCCCUGGCAUGAACCAGUUCUUCUUUUUCCGAUACCCAUCAAUCACCGUUACAGGCAUUGUAGCACAACUGUUAUCCUUUCCGGUAUGCCAAUUAUGGGCACGAAUCAUGCCGAGGGUGAAGAUAUUCGGCGUCUCCAUCAAUCCUGGUCCUUUCACGGUGAAAGAACACGUCCUGAUUACGAUCAUGGCUACUGUUGGCUAUACUUCUGCCUAUGCUACUGACAUCAUCGCCGUUCAGCGUGUAUAUUAUGGUCAGACGUACAACUUCAGUUACCAAUGGAUGGUUGUUAUGUCCACCCAGCUCAUUGGCUUCUCCAUUGGAGGCGUUUGCCGUCGUUAUCUGGUCCAGCCACCAUCAAUGAUAUGGCCGGCAAACCUUGUCACUUGUGCGUUGUUCAACACCCUUCACUCUCAGCAAUAUGUCGGAAUGGGAAAUCGCGGUGGCAUAUCUCGCGAGCGAUUUUUCACGUAUGCAUUUGUGGCUGCCGUCUGCUGGUACUUCUUCCCGGGAUACAUUUUCCAAGCGCUCAGCGUCUUCACCUGGGUGUGUUGGAUAGCACCCGAUAACGUGGUUGUGAAUCAGCUCUUUGGCUAUCAGUCGGGUCUGGGGAUGUCUCUCAUCACCUUUGACUGGAACCAAAUUGCGUACAUCGGCUCUCCUCUGGCGACCCCAUGGUGGGCAGAAGCCAACGUUGCUGUUGGAUUCGUCUUCUUUUUCUGGUUCCUUACUCCCAUUCUAUAUUACACAAACACUUGGUACGCCAAGUACAUGCCAAUCUCUUCACGUACGUCCUUCGACAACCAGGGGAGGUCAUACGAUGUCACGAAGAUCAUUAAUGGGGACUGCUCCUUGAACACGGACAAGUACCAAGCAUACUCCCCGCUGUUCCUCCCGACUACGUUCGCGAUGUCGUACGGCUUGUCGUUCGCGGCGAUCACGUCGACGAUCAUGCAUACCAUUCUGUACUUUCGCAGGCAGAUCUGGGUCCAGUCUCGUCGCUCGCUGUCUGAGGAGCCUGACAUCCACGCGCGCCUCAUGAACCGCUACCCGCAAGUGCCGGAUUGGUGGUACGGUGUCAUACUGGUGUCAAUGUUUGCCUUCGGCGUAAUAUCCAUUGAGAUGUGGAAUACAGAGUUCCCUGUCUGGGCGUUGAUUUUAGCACUGAUCAUUUCAUUUGUAUACACCGUACCCAUUGGUAUGAUCCAGGCCAUUACCAAUCAGCAGAUUGGUUUGAACGUCAUCGCCGAACUGAUCAUCGGCUAUGCCUUGCCUGGGAAACCGAUCGCGAUGAUGCUGUUCAAGACAUGGGGAUACAUCACCAUGUGUCAAGCUCUUCAGUUUGCAUCGGACAUGAAGCUGGGGCAUUACAUGAAGAUUCCCCCUCGGCCUAUGUUCUGGGCUCAGGUGAUUGCCACUGUCAUUGCCGGGACUGUUCAGCUCGCCGUCCAAGCGUGGAUGUUCGAUAACAUACCAGACAUGUGCCAAGCUACCCAGAAGGACGGCUUCACAUGUCCGUCAACGGAAGUAUUUGGCACAGCCUCCUUCGUCUGGGGCGUGAUUGGACCGAAACGUCAGUUCUCCAAGGGUCAGAUUUAUUACGGCCUAGUCUUCUUCUUUGUCGCUGGCGCAAUAUGCCCACUUAUCUCAUACCUCAUCUCGCUGAAAUACCCCAACUCUAUCUUCAAAUAUGUUAACUUCCCUGUAAUAUUUAACGGCACCCAGCUUAUCCCUCCCGCUUCUGCUGUUAACUAUGUUCCCUGGACCAUCGUGGGCUUCACCUUCAAUUACAUCAUCCGACGUCGCCACUUCUCUUGGUGGACGAAAUACAACUAUAUAUUGUCGGCAGCAUUGGACUCAGGCGUCGCAAUAUCUGUAAUUCUCAUUUACUUCUGCUUGCAAUACCCCGCCAAUGGCAGCAUUGGCGAGAAAACUAUCCAAUCCUGGUGGGGCAAUACCGUGUACAAAAACACUUCUGACUACAAGAGUACCCCGUUGCUCUCAGUGGGAAAUGGGACGUUUGGUCCGAAGAAUUGGUAGAUGAAAGAAUUUAUGACGGGCAAUUUGUGUGAGUUAUUUAUGAGGCGGUUGCUUUCAUGUACUUUUGCUGUUGCAUACCCUAGUGUGUGUUAGAUCUAGUUGCUCGUGUAUGACGCUGUUUUGGACUAUAGAGAAGUUGAAGAUACGAAAGCUUCUUGUACGUUAUUAUAUAUGCUUCAGCUUCCGGUCCUCUCGUCUUGCUGGUCUGAAUCAUUGCUUGC